CUUCCGCCGUCCGCCGGUGGCGAGGCCCAGGCUGUCGCCGGGUGUGCAGCGGCGUCGCGGCCAGUAGAGGGAUUCUGGGUAACGGCCCGGACCCCCGGCUGGGCUUCUGGCUCGGCGCAGCAGGUUCCAUUCACGCCAAGUCUGUUGGCAGUGGCAGUUGUAGGGCCAAGGGCGGUUGUAGGACCCGGAGCAGCCGGACAUGGAACAACCGUGGCCGCCUCCGGGACCCUGGAGCCUCCCUCGGGCCGAGGGUGAGGCUGAGGAAGAGAGUGACUUCGACGUGUUCCCCAGUUCUCCCCGCUGCCCGCAGCUGCCAGGCGGCGGCGCCCAGAUGUAUAGCCAUGGAAUUGAAUUGGCUUGCCAAAAGCAGAAAGAGUUUGUGAAGAGCUCUGUGGCGUGCAAAUGGAAUCUUGCUGAAGCUCAACAGAAACUUGGUAGCUUAGCACUGCAUAAUUCUGAGUCCUUGGAUCAGGAGCAUGCCAAAGCACAAACAGCAGUAUCAGAACUGAGGCAACGGGAAGAAGAGUGGCGACAGAAAGAAGAAGCUCUAGUACAAAGAGAGAAGAUGUGUCUGUGGAGCACGGAUGCCAUUAGCAAGGAUGUUUUUAAUAAGAGUUUUAUUAAUCAAGAUAAAAGAAAAGACACAGAAGAUGAAGAUAAAUCAGAAUCAUUUAUGCAAAAAUAUGAGCAAAAAAUCAGACAUUUUGAUAUAUCUUAACAAGAGACCUGGAAUACCUGCAAUUUCUGCUUUACCAAGUUCCAUCAGUGGAGAGUGGACCAACUUGUAGUCAUGGGGAAUGAUGAGAUAAUAAUCCCUGUGGACUGAAUUAUGGCACAGAGUUGAUAGAGGUGUGACACAAGACAGUGAAAAUUUGUGGCUAUGCCUGCUUGAUGGAAGAUUUCUGUUGUAUGCUUAUUGUGAUGAAAGAAGAAAGCUUACCAAAAUGAUGACUAUAUUGGUAUACUCCUUUAUUUUGUUUUUUUGUUGUUGUUUAACUUUUGUUUUAAAUUCAGGGGUACAUGUGCAGGAUGUGCAGGUUUGUUACAUAGGUAAGCGUGUGUCUUGGGGAUUUGUUGUACAGAUUAUUACAUCACCCAGGUAUUAAGCCUAGUAUUCAUUAGUUAUUUUUCCUGAUCCUCCCACCCUCCGCCCUUCGGUAAACUCCAGUGUGUGUUGUUCCCCUUUAUGUGUGCAUGUAUUCUCAUCAUUUAGCUCCCGCUUAUAGGUGAGAAUAUGCGGUAUUUGGUUUUCUGUUCCUUUGUUAGUUUGCUUAGGAUAAUGGCUUCUGGUAUACUCUUCUAAACACAUCUGCAAUAGGAGAUGUAAUUAAAGCUUCCAGUUGGAGGCUUUCUGGACUUGGAUUGCAUUCUGGACUCUUGGUUGACACGGGCCUGGUGUGUGUGGGGGCUGUAUAGGGCUAUAGGGGCUUUACACCCAUGUUUCUCUGUGGUCUUAUUUGUACUUAUAUUCUUCAGAGUUUUUCCUAACUUUUCCCUUAUACAAUUUGUUGACUGCCUUUCUUGUGCUGCUUUUACCCUUACAAUUAGGUGGAAUUUACCACCUAGUGGUAAAUGGUACAAUAUAUCAUGGACUAUUAUAAAGCAUUGAAAUCUGACUUUUUCCUCUACAUUUGUAUUUAGUUUAUUAAUUUAGUUAAUUCACGUUUUAUAAAUAUAAAAUAUUAAUUUAAAAACAAAGGCUUUUAUCUCUUAAAUUUCACAACCGUUAUAUUCACAGUUAUAUGCAUGUUUGACAUCACUGGCUUUAUGGUCAUCAGAGCUGCUUUUUGAGUCAUCUAAUUUUCAGAGCACAUCAUCUUCACUUUCAGCCAAAGUUAGCUGUGAUUCAGCUUUUUUUAAUCUGUGUAGGAUGUUGUCACUGGAAAUUUUACCAAGAGCUAUAAAAGUUUGCUCAAAUACUAUGAUAGAAGUUUUUUCGUUUGUUCUGACUAUGAAUAUUUACAACCUCUUCAAUGUAAUUGUUCAUUGCUUUUAAAAAACAUAUCAAUAUCUUAUUUUUGAAAAACAUUUAAUAUAAAGCACUCUUACAUAUGAAGUGAAAUGAAUAGAAAAUGUAUAUGAUUUUAAUGUUUUUUUUUUUUUUGAGACGAAAUCUCGCUCUUGUCCCCCAGGCUGGAGUACAGUGGUGUGAUCUCAGCUCACUGCAACCUCCGCCUCCCGGGUUCAAGCGUUCCUGCUGCCUCAGCCUCCCGAGUAGCUGGGAUUACAGGCGCCUGCUACCACGCCUGGCUAAUUUUUGUAUUUUUAGUAGAGAUGGGGUUUCACCAUGUUGGCCAGGCUGGCCUUGAACUCCUGACCUCAAAUGAUCCGCCCGCCUCGGCCUCUCAAAGUGCUGGGAUUACAGGCGUGAGCCACCACUCUGAGCCUUAAUUUUGGUUUUUUAAAAAGUCAUUCAAAAAUAUGCCUGGAAGGAAAUACAUCAAAAUGUUAACAGUAAUCUCUUGUGGUAGAAUUACAGCUAACUUUUAUUUUCCGGAUUUUAAAAAUUCUUCAUAAUAAAUAAACUUUAUUUUUAUAAUCUGAAAAAAAUUUUUCAAAGCGUUUAUCCUAAGAAUCAAAAUGGCUUAACAUUAGAAAACUCAUUAAUGUGAUUCACUGUAUUAACUGAUCAUAGUAGUAUAACCACAGGACUUGGUGGUCAAUUUGAUGUGGGAGAAAUGGAAAUGUCAGAGGAAUUUCUAGAAUGCUUGAUUUGGUAACAUGGAGCCUAGGAAACAUUGUAGGAUGGCAGAGAGACAAGUAUGGGUUUGGUUUCAAGUAAGAUGGGUUUACGUGCAGGCAUAUCAGUAGAAAUGCAUAUGGUGGUAGACGAUUGGAAAUAGAGGAGAUCUGGAGUUUAGGAAUAUGGGAAAUGAUCAUACAACUUUCCUCAAGUAAUUCACAAACUACCUGGGAGAUUUUUAGUACACAGAGAAAUUAAAAUGAAUUAGUGUAGUUUGUUAAAAUAUAUCAUUCUAAGCCUGGCAUAGUGGUUCUGCCUGUAAUCCCAGCACUUUGAGAAACUGAGGCUGGAGGAUCACUUGAGCCCAGGGAUUCAAGACCAGCCUGGGCAACACAGUGAAACCUCAUCUCUACAAAAAAAAAAAAAAAUUCGUCAGGUGUGGAGGCUUAUACCUGUAGUCCCAGCUACUGCAGAGGCUGAGGUGGGAGGAUCUCUUGAGCCCAGGAGGUUGAGGCUGCAAUGAGUUGUGAUUGCACCAGUGUACUCUAGCCUAGACAACAGAGGAAUAACCUGUCUCUCAAGAUAAAGAAAUAAAUUAAUUAAUAAUAAUAAUAAUUCUAUAAGUGUAAUGAAAGAGGAAAGGGAAAUCAGUAAUAAGGAAGGACGUGUAUUUCAGGACCAUUUUAGGAAUCAGGUGGCAUAUUGAAGGUUGAUGAUGGAUUGAGAUUUAGACGUUCACUAGGGAAAUAUAUAGGUUAAAGCAUAUGAUUAAAAUAUCUAAACUUGUCAAAGUGAGGUUUUCCAAGCAUUCAGAGAAAUUGUUUGGCUAGUUUAAAUGACUGUAUUAUCCUUAACCAAAGGAUUAGCUAAAUAAACAUUUUGAAUGGGUGCUUAUCAUUUAUCGAGUAUUUACUAUGUCUCAGGCACUGUUCUAAGUGCUUUAUAUGAAUUAAUAGCAUUUAAUUGUCAUGAAAAUCCUGAGUUAGGUACUAUUUUUAGCCCUAUUUUACAGAGGAGGAAAUGGAGGCAUAUAAAGGGAACUGCAGUAGUAAAAUGGUGAAGCCAGUAUUUGAACCUGGGCCAUUUAGCUCUAGUCUGUCUUCUCAGCCGCUGUCUUAAAUUGUUACUCUCCAUUUGUAUACAAGUUUGUUUACAAAUUCCAAAAUAAUAUCAGUAAUUUGAGGUAUAUGCUGUUCCACUGAGUUGUUGAUUCUCCUUAUGUGUUUUAUUUUUGAAACAGAGUCAUUUUCUGUCACCCAGGCUGGAUUACAGUCACAAGAUCAUAGCAACUGCAGCCUCAAUUUCCUAAGCUCAAGCAAUCCUCUUGCCCCAGCCUUCCAAGUAGCUGGGACUACAAGUGUACUCCGCCAUGCCUGGCUAAUUAUCUCAUUUUGUGUGGAGACACGGUCUCAUUUUGUUGCCUAGACUGACCUAAAACUCCUGUGCUCAGGUGAUUCUCCUGCCUUGGCCUCCCAAAAUGCUGGGAUUACAGGUGUGAGCUACUGCGCCCCACCUGUCUUUAUUUUGUUCAUAAAAUUCCACACUCUUUCCACAAAGGUCUGUAUCGACUACCUGUAACUGAACUUCUCAAUUUCAUACUAAUUCAAUGUGCAUUUUUGAAAUCAAGUGAUAGUAUUUCUCAGAUUUAAAAAAAAAAUGUAUUUUCAAUGUCAAGUGUUAAUUCGUCUCAGGUAUUAAAUAGGUAGUUAAAAAAUAUUAACAUUUGGCAGGGAGUGGUGGCUCACACCUGCAAUCCCAGCACUUUGGGAGGCCGAGGCAGGUGGAUCAUGAGGUUAGGAGUUCGAGACCAGCCUGAUCAACAUGGUGAAACCUUGUCUCUACUAAAAAUACAAAAAUUAACUGGGCGUGGUGACACACGCCUGUAAUCCCAGCUUCCAGGAGGCUGAGGCAGGAGAAUUACUUGAACCCAGGAGGUGGAGGUUGCAGUGAGCUGAGAUCGUGUUGCUGUACUCCAGCCUGGGCAACAGAGUGAGACUCCAUCUCAACAAAAAGAAAAAAAAAAUUAACAUUUAAUGAUACCCUUCCCCAUGGCCCCAAGUGUCAGGAACCCUUUCAUGUUAUCCUUCCUGCAAAAUAAACCAGAAUGGAUAAGGCUUUUGGUAUUUCAGUAAGUCACAAUGCUGCCAUGAAGAAGUAAACAAGAGGAGCAAUGCUUUAUCGUGGAUGGUAGAUAGAGUUGAAAAUAUUACCUCUCCAGAAGUGUAAGAAAGCUAAGGCAAAACUGCUUCAUAGGAUUUACUUUGUGGGUUCAAGUAUAAGAAAUAAGGAUUGUGCUUUCUUUAAAUCUGAGUCCCAGGAAUCAUUAGGCUUUUUUAAGAGAUAUGGUCUUGCUCUGUCACCCAGGCUGAAGUGCAGUGGUGAGGUCAUAGCUCACUGCAGCCUCCACCAUCUGGGCUCAAGGUGUGCUCUCACCUCAGCCUCCCAAAUAGUGGGGAUUACACCACGCCUAGCAAUAUUCUUAUACUUUAAGAAGUAGUUUUAAGUAACUUCCAUAAUCAUUCUGUUUCUCAGAACUUCAAAUGACCUAAUCAUUAUGUCCAAAGCGUUGGGGAAAUAACUUUAUAAAGCUUAGAAUACUCUAUGAGAAAAUGCUACAGUCUUUAUCCUUUUUUUUAAUCCUUUUAAGAGAUGAGGUCUCGCUGUAUUGCCCAAGCUGGAGCACAGUGGUUCCAUCAUACCUUCUGCAGCCUCUAGCUCCUAGGCUCCCAAGUGAUCCUGCCCCCUCAGACUCCCAAGUAGCUGGGACUACAGGUGCACACUACCAUGCCCAGCUAAUUUUUAAGCUUUUUCUGUAGAGACAGGGUCUUACUAUGUUGCUGAGGUUGGCCUGCAACUCCUGGACUCCACCAUUCCUCUGGCCUCAGCCUCCAAAAGUGCUGAGAUUACAAGCAUGUGCCACCAUGCCCAGCUUAUCUCCUUUGAGACAGAGUCUCUCGCUCUGUCGCCCAGGCUGGAGUGCUGUGGUGCAAUCUCGGCUCGCUGCAACCUCCGCCUCCUGGGUUCAAGUGAUUCUUGUGCCUCAGCCUUCCAAGUAGCUGGGAUUUACCUGCCACCAUGCCCAACUAAUUUUUAUAUUUUUAGUAGAGACAGGGUUUUACCAUGUUGGCCAGGCUGGUCUCGAACUCCUGACCUCAGGUGAUCCGCCUGCCUUGGCCUCCCAAAGUGCUGGGAUUGCAGGCAUGAGCCACCGUGGCUGGCCCCACCCCCUUUUUUUAAGUGAGGAGAAAAUGAAUCAUUUAUUUUUGAUUGACUCACAUUGUUGCUGUGUAUUCUCAGUAGGACAUUUGUCUUCAGUUUUGUUCUUUCUUGUGUACUGAUGUGGAAUUAAAUAUAUAGGAGUUCAUUUUGCACCUACAGGAAAAGUUUACUGCUAAACUCUUGAGUCAGCUCUACAAAAUUUCCAUGAAUAUCCAGACUUCUUUGCAUGAGUCUAAGGAAUCUAAACCUAACAUUGCUAUAUUGAAUUUAUUCAGUUAGCCAGGCACAGUGGCUCAUGCCCAUAAUCCCAGCACUUUGGGAGGCCUAGCCAGGAGAAUAUCUUGAGGCCAGGAGUUCAAGACCAGCCUGAGCAACAUAAUAAGCCUCUCAUCUUUAUGGAGAAAAAAAAGAAGAGAAAAAAAGAAAAGAAAAAAAUCUAUUCAGUUAUGACUGACUGGACAACAUUAAAAAGUCAACACUUUGCUGGUUCCGUGAUUUCUUGGUGGUAUUGACUUUGACCAAAUUUCCUGCUAAUUUAGAUAAAGGUGUAGAUAUAACUUAAAUAGUAUUUGGAUUUCUUUGACACCUUGAAACAAAAUGACAACCAUUUUCAAAUAUGCUUAACUAAUUUUUAAAAGACUUUGUUUAUAACAGACAUCAUGAGUAAAUGGCUUACAUAACUAACUCUCAAUUUGCCCAAGACUGCGGGCAUUCAUGGAUGUAGGACUUUUUAAUAUUGAACUGGCCACUCUGGCCUGAUUAAUUAUCUGAAAUAAAACUUCCUGUGAAUUUUAGGAGCUAUUUCCAGUCUACUGAGUAUUGCUUUAAAGAGUACUGUCCCUCACUUGCUCUUUUACCAUAAUCUGUUGCUCUGGUAAUAUGAAUUGUCUUUAAAGAGAAUCAUUUAAAAAUACCAUUGAGAGAUUAAUGAAUUAAGAAUGGUUGGUAUUUCUUCCCUUAUGGGAAGAAAGAAAAUAUUUGACACUUAUGGUUCAAUUCUUUUUUUUACAGGUAUGUUGAGUCGAUGGGAUGAUAGCCAGA
Molecule: messenger RNA, 6943 nt
Organism: Homo sapiens (human)
Lineage: Eukaryota; Metazoa; Chordata; Mammalia; Primates; Hominidae
Gene: CDC37L1
Product: cell division cycle 37 like 1, HSP90 cochaperone
Exons: 4
Coding region: 200-718 (172 amino acids)
Cellular component (GO): cytoplasm
Source: RefSeq, a predicted model, not a curated record